ACAAAAUCAUUGUGUUACACUGAGUGUUAGUUAGGCGUGUGUGAGCAUUUUGUGUUAAACUUACUUCCAGGUCUUUGUUUCAUGCUGCUAAGAGAUAAGAAUUACACUUAUUUAACAUUAUUUUGAGAUUUGAUGAUGAACAAGCAUGCUGGCCGGGCACCAGGAACUGCAAAUGGAUCAGUCAUGCGCAGUUUGUCCUCAGAGAAUUGUGGAUUUGAAAUUUUAGAUUAUGGAAGGACCACCAAUGAUUUCAUUGAUAAUAAAAUAGAAGAGCUUGGUUCAGGGGACAGUGAAGAGCCAUUCUAUGUGGCAAAUCUUGAUAGGAUCGUUAAGAGGCACGUCAGGUGGCUCACUAACUUACCUCGAGUCAAGCCUUUCUAUGCAGUGAAGUGCAACAACACACCAGCAGUUUUAAAGAUGCUGAGUGCUCUGGACACAGGUUUUGACUGUGCUAGCAAGGGCGAGAUUCAGCAAGCCCUAUCCCUGGGAGUGACACCAGAUAAAAUAAUUUAUGCACAUACAACCAAGCCCCUGUCGCACAUCAGGUAUGCCUGUGCUCAUGGAGUAGAUAUGAUGACCUUUGAUAGUGAAGAUGAACUCCUAAAAAUUUCUCUUUGUCAUUCCAAAGCCAAACUGGUACUCCGCAUUGCAGUGGAUGACUCUAAAUCGCUGGUAAAACUCAGUUCAAAGUUUGGAGCCAGACUGGGGUCAGUUGGUAGGCUGCUGAAACUUGCUGGAGAGCUGGGCUUAGAUGUCAUUGGGGUCAGCUUUCACGUAGGUAGCGGGUGCACUGGAAGUUUGCCGUUUAAGCAGGGCAUAGCAGAUGCCCGACAUGUCUUUGACUUAGCGAAUUUGUUGGGAUUCCAGAUGAGACUCUUGGAUAUUGGUGGAGGAUUCUCUGGGAUUGGGGAAUUUCAAGAUAAAUUUGAAGAGUUUUCAGAAGUCAUUAAUGGAGCACUGGAUGAAUUCUUCCCGCCUGACAGUGGGGUGCAGAUUAUCGCAGAACCAGGCCGAUACUACGUGGAAUCCGCCUUCACACUGGCAGUGAACGUCAUGGCCAAAAGAGUGGUCAUAGACGAGUCGUCAGAAAGUGACGAUGGUGAGGAAAACAGCUCUAACAGAAUGAUGAUGUACUACCUUAAUGAUGGAGUGUAUGGCUCCAUGAGUUGCAUUGUCUUUGAUCCCGCUCACUGCAACCUCGAACCAUACCUUCACAGGGCAGUUAAGAGCAGCGAGCAGAGAUACAGGUCUGUAAUCUGGGGUCCAACCUGCGACUGCAUUGACAAAGUAACUGACAGCUACUGGAUUCCUGAGUUGCACGUAGGCGACUGGCUUCUCAUCGACAACAUGGGUGCUUACUCUGUUAGUGUAUCCACUGACUUCAACAGCUUUGAAAGAGCACACAUUUAUCCAGUUAUGACAGCUGAGACAUGGAACACCUUAAAUCUUACUCACACCUAACUUAAUACAAAUGGAAAACAUAGAACAAAACCAUAAAAAAACCUAAAAACCCCACAUCUAACUAAAAGCUUGCUUGAAUAGCAGCAUCUUCAGUUGCUUUUUAAAAUAAUCAACAGAAUUCACACAGCCUAGGUGCCACUGCUUGAAAUGAUUGAUCCCCUCUGGUUUUAAAAUGAGUGUAGGGAACCACUAAUAGCCUCUGACCUGAUGACCUCAAACUACGGGUCGAAUUAUUAAGCUUUAUCAAGUCAGAGAUGUAGGGAGGAAUUUGACCGUGCAGGGCUCUAAAAGUAAGGACCAGGAUUUUAAACUGAAUUCUAUACUAGACUGGUGACCAGUGAAGUGAUGCUAAAACAUGUGUGAUGUGUGCUCUUUUGUUAAUGUGAGUUAAAAGCCUUGCAACAGAAUUCUGUAUUGACAGGCCUAUCGCGAAUAUUUUGUCAUGUAAAUUUCACUGCACCUGCAAUCCACCAUGGGAUAAUGGCAUUCUCCCAAUUUAGGAUUACAUUUGUGGUAAGUCUGUUAUAGACAUACAGUAUAUAGUAUAAGCAAUUACAAAUAAUUCACUUAGAGCAAUGCAAUGGGAGCGCCGCAUUUUUACAACCAGGUAAAAAUGGCAGCAGCGUGAUGAGGCGUUUUUUCCGGUCGCUGAGAGUUGAAAAAUGUUCAACUUUGGGAAAAACGCUGCGCUCGUCACUGUCACUUUUUACCCAGCAGUCCAAUCACAGUGCAGGAGGGGCAGGACUAACACCACACAGAGCACAUCCGAUCUUGAACGAAACGAUGUGUCUACACACCGAGGUGUAGGCACAUUGGCGUGUCAUCACAUCUCAUCAUCAACACUGCACCUCCAAAACGCACCCUAACGCUCCCAACUAGGCGUUUUCAGAAGAGCAGGUGGCGCUUUCAGCUGGUAAAAAACGCUUUGGUGGACACGGGCAUUUAGAUUAGUUUGCAGUUUGUAUACUACAGUUUGCAGUGUAAAAAGAUAGCAUGGAAUAUUAAAAAAAAAUGUUGUUGUGUUUAAAAUACACCAUCUUUUCUCAAUGAAUUUGUAAGGGUAUCUGGGGAUCUGCUGAUACAGAGUGCUAUCCAUUACUUAUAUUUACCUUAAUGUUGAUUAAAUACGCUAUGUAUCCGACACACUGAAGUAACAGGUGUAAUGUGGAGAAUGGGGACUUGUGAAACAGAUAAAACGGUAACAAUCUGUUGGAGUUGUUAAGACUGCUUCUGACUCAUAAACAAUCUUAGUACAGACCAUAGUCUGUAUAUAAAAAAUUGACAACACGACAGCUCCCAGAAGUGAUGCCAAAACAUGGCAAUUGGCCCUUUGCGGAUGGAACAUGGACAAACAAUAAAGUCAAAUACAUUUUCCCAAAGAUGGUUUCUGUCAUUAGGUAGUUCUUAUCAUGCUGAUGUGUGUUCAAGUGUUCAUAUUUCUGAUACGUUGGGUUUUUCACAAGUUAUUUGAUGUUAUUAGCAUGACUGACAGCUGAGCCCUGCUCGCAGUUGAGUCGACUGGGAGUAUGGGCUGGACCGGGAUACAGCAGCUCCAACCCUGAUCACUACUGCGCAGAUUCUGACUCCACUGUUUGUAGUUUUUUAGGGUAGAAUACACUAUUGUUUUAACAUUGAUUAUGUGUGGAUGUGAAUGUGGAAAAGGUGGGUCUUACCAUAAGACCUGCAACAAGAGGAGUGAGACAGGACAUAACCAAUGUAAUACAGACUUUAAGGAUUCUGCUCCCAGGACCAGCUCAGAGACACAUGUAUUUGAUGUAUUUGUUUAUUUACUUAAUUUACGUAAUUAUCACUAAACUUGAUUUAAUUUGAACUUUACUGGAAUCUGUGUCUCAUUGAAAAGAAUACCAUUUAUAAUGAAAGGACAACAGUUCUCCCGCGACCUGAUCCCGGAUAAGCGGAUGAAGAUGGAUGGAUGGAUGGAUGGAUGGAUGGAUGGAUGGAUGGACAACAGUUCAUCUAAGUCUAAGUUACAGUUACA
Micropterus salmoides (largemouth bass) is the source of this 3460-nucleotide messenger RNA. Its product is annotated as ornithine decarboxylase-like. The transcript has 10 exons. NCBI's taxonomy places the organism in Eukaryota, Metazoa, Chordata, Actinopteri, Centrarchiformes, Centrarchidae. Gene Ontology annotation, cellular component: cytoplasm. The record is from RefSeq and is a predicted model, not a curated record. The coding region runs from base 133 to 1461 and encodes 442 amino acids. Gene Ontology annotation, molecular function: ornithine decarboxylase activity.